Molecule: messenger RNA, 1125 nt
Organism: Triticum turgidum subsp. durum (durum wheat)
Lineage: Eukaryota; Viridiplantae; Streptophyta; Magnoliopsida; Poales; Poaceae
Source: the annotation of a GenBank genome assembly
AUGGGGAGUUCCAAUCGCCAUUGCUCCAUUUCCUUAGCUGUCCUCUUGGUCUUUGCUUCCCUGCUGCUCAACGCUGAUCUAGGGUCGUGCGGCUGCUUCAAGCGUAUCUUCUCCUUCGGCGACUCCAUCAUUGACACCGGCAACUUCGCAUACACCAUCCGCAACAGACCACCGAGUCCACCCUCGGUGCUUCCUUAUGGAGAGACCUACUUCCACCACCCCACGGGCCGCGCCUCUGACAGGCGUCUCAUCAUCGACUUCUAUGCGCAAGCGUUAGGCCUGCCGCUGCUGCCGCCGAGCUUGCCCGAGGAGAAGACGGGGCAGUUCACCACUGGUGCCAACUUUGCCGUGUUCGGCGCUAUGGCGCUGAACCCGAACUACUUCAAGUCCAGGUAUAACUUGAGUGUACCGUUUCCAUGGAGCCUCAACGAUCAGCUCGCUAGUUUCAACAAAGUGCUCACACGGAUUGCUCCAGGAGAUGCUGCAACAAAGAGGCUCCUGAGCGAGUCCCUGGUCGUCUUUGGUGAGAUUGGGGGCAAUGACUACAACUUUUGGUUCUUUGACUCUGAGCUCAGCAAGGACAGAAACACGCCCCUCCAGUAUAUGCCCGAUAUUAUCGACCGCAUCGGAGCCGGCGUGCAGAAGGUGAUCAACCUCGGCGCCAAGACGAUCCUUGUCCCGGGGAACUUCCCCAUCGGGUGCGUGCCGGUCUACCUUAGUACUCACAAGAGCAAUACAUCUGCCGACUACGACCAGUUCGGCUGCCUCGCGUGGUUCAACGCGUUCUCUCGGAGGCACAACCAGCUGUUGAAGCAGGAGAUCGGCCGGCUCAAGUCCCGGAACCCCAGCGUGAAGAUCAUCUACGCAGACUACUACGGCGCCUUCAUGGAGUUCGUCAAGAAUCCCAACAGGAAUGUCAUCGACAGCCCUCUCGUGGCGUGCUGUGGUGGUAAUGGGCCCUACGGCACCGGCCUUCCGUGCGACCGGAACGCCAAGGUUUGCCGCGACCCAUCAAGGUUCGCCAACUGGGACCAGGUUCACAUGACGGAAAAGGCAUACAGUGUCAUCGCCAGUGGGGUGCUCAAUGGCCCGUAUGCGGACAUCCCUUUGCUCCACGCAUGCUAG